AUGGGCAGAAACGACCCUAUUCCAGAAGUUCAGAGGAAGAAGAAAUCCAAGAAGAGAAAGGCUGCAGAAGAAGGAACCUCUACCAAAGCAUCCAAAGAUCAGAAGAGAAAGAAGAAAAAGUAUUCAGGUAAUCCUUCUACUUUCAUCUCUGCUAUUAAUUCUGAUAAUAUUGAAACAUCUGAACCAUUUGAAUAUCAAUCUACUGAAACCCAUGACCACCAAAUUUCCAAACCUUGUCCAUCUCAAACACUUGAACCAAUCUCGCCUCAACAAACUUCUGAUCACCAAGAUCAAAACAUUACACAACUGCUAUCAGACAUAGAUAAUUUUGAACCAACAUCAGAACCAACUGAACCAUCUCGAUCACAAGAAACCAACACCAUCACUCAGCAACAAGAAACCCCAAUUCCAGCUUCCCAUCUUCCAAAUUCAACCACCUCAGAAAUCAUAGCUGAAACAGACCUUCAAAAUCCCACACAGAGGGAAUCCUCACCCGUACCAUCUGAUGAAACUCAAACAAUAAUUAAACCAGAAAAUCAACCUGAAAAUCCUGUCCUUGUUUCCACACCAACAAAUCAAAAUACAUCAGAACUCUCACCCCCAAUAGAAAAACAAAUUUAA
Vicia villosa (hairy vetch) is the source of this 621-nucleotide messenger RNA. RefSeq lists its product as uncharacterized. The record is from RefSeq and is a predicted model, not a curated record. The transcript has a single exon. The coding region runs from base 1 to 621 and encodes 206 amino acids. Lineage: Eukaryota; Viridiplantae; Streptophyta; Magnoliopsida; Fabales; Fabaceae.